Brassica napus (rape) is the source of this 2592-nucleotide messenger RNA. RefSeq lists its product as uncharacterized. Bases 1 to 2592 code for a protein of 863 amino acids. The transcript is spliced from 4 exons. NCBI's taxonomy places the organism in Eukaryota, Viridiplantae, Streptophyta, Magnoliopsida, Brassicales, Brassicaceae. The record is from RefSeq and is a predicted model, not a curated record.
AUGCUUCAUGAUUGUGGGAUGCUAGAGUUUCCUUUCACGGGGGACAUGCUCUCUUGGGUAGGGAAGAGAGCAGGAGGAACAACCGUUCGAUGUCGUUUAGACAGAGCGGUUGGAAAUGCAGAUUGGCACGAGAACUUUCCUCACUCAACUGUGAAGUAUUUGAGGCUAUGGGGAUCAGACCAUCGUCCGAUUCUCGCAGACAUACUCAUUAAGCCGACUAGAAGAUCAAAAAAAUUCAAAUUUGACAAAAGAUGGUUAGAUAAUGAGGAGCUAAGGCAAGUCAUUCUGGAGGGAUGGAAAUCUCCUGAUCUUCCCCCCAACGCGAACAUAAUGGAACAUAUUUCCAGCUGCCGAAAAGCCUUGAGUGAAUGGAGGAGACAACAUAAUAUUAAUUCAGCAAAGCUAGUAGAGGAGCUCAAGGAGAAAGUUGAGGGCCUAUACGCAGACGAUAAUGCGACGACUGAGGAAAUUGCAGCAGCGUUGAAUGAACUCUCUGAUGCUCUUAAAGCAGAGGAAAUGUUCUGGAAACAGAAGAGUAGAGUGUUUUGGCUGAGAGAGGGAGAUAAAAAUACUAAAUUCUUCCAUGCCCUAACGAAGCAAAGGAGAGCAAGGAACAAAAUCACGCAGUUACUGGAUGCAAAUGGUAACAUAGUUGAGGACGAGGAAGGCCUGGUAGCCAUUGCUACUAGCUAUUUUCGGCAAAUCUUUGAGUCUUCUAUUCCAGAAGAUAUUGAAGAGGCGCUGUCUGAAGUUCCGACGACGGUUACGGGAUCAAUGAAUGACAACCUCACAGCUCCUGUUUCUGAUUGGGAAGUCAAACUAGCUCUUUUUGCCAUGCAUCCAGACAAGGCACCGGGACCAGAUGGGAUGACUGCACUUUUUUAUCAAAAGUUUUGGGAUAUAGUCAAGGAGGAUUUAACUCUUAUGGUUAAUAAAUUCCUUUUUGAUGGGACUGUGACUAAUGGAUUGAAUGAUACAAAUAUAUGUCUUAUCCCAAAGACAACUAAGCCAAAUGAUAUGGCUCAAUUCAGACCCAUAAGCCUAUGUAAUGUCAGCUACAAGAUCAUAUCUAAAGUCUUAUGCCAGAGACUAAAGAAAGUCUUGCCAGGAUUGAUAUCAGAAACCCAGUCAGCCUUUGUUGCGGGAAGACAGAUCUCAGAUAAUAUCAUGAUUGCUCAAGAGAUGUUUCAUGCCCUGCGAACUAAACCGAGUGGACGUAAUAAGAGGAUGGCCAUCAAGACAGACAUGAGUAAAGCAUAUGAUAGGAUGGAAUGGUCGUUUAUUGAAACUGUGAUGCGAAAGAUGGGAUUCUCGGAAACAUGGAUUACAUGGAUCAUGAGGUGCAUUACGUCGGUGAAAUAUAAAGUUCUUAUGAAUGGGCAGCCAAGAGGACAUAUUGUUCCAGAAGUAAUGAAAGUAGUCAGGACAUAUGGUAGAGCAUCUGGCCAAUGUAUCAAUUUCGACAAAUCUUCCUUACUCUUUGGUAAGAGGAUUAAUGCAGCUACUAGGCAAGAGAUCAAAGAUGUACUUGGAAUACAUAAUGAUGGUGGGAUGGGAAAGUACUUGGGAAUCCCAGAGGAUAUUAGUGGCUCCAAAUGUAAACUCUUUGCAUUUUUAAAGGACAAUCUGAUGCACAGAGUUAAUGGAUGGACAGGUAGAUGCCUCUCAAAAGGGGGGAAGGAGGUAAUGAUCAAAUCCAUCUUACUCGCUCUUCCGACAUACGUUAUGUCAACAUUUCUGCUCCCAUUGGAGAUUUGUGAGAACCUCGCUAGUGCCAUUGCACAAUUUUGGUGGAGCUCAAAUCCACCAAAAAGAGGAAUACAUUGGGCGAAAUGGGAAAAGGUUUGUCUACCAAAAGAAGAGGGCGGGAUUGGUUUCCGUUUAAUCCAUGAAUUUAAUCUAGCACUAUUGGCAAAGCAAUUAUGGAGAUUGACUCAGUACCCUGAUUCACUGGUUGCCCGAGUUUUGAGAGGCAGGUACUAUAGGAUGACCUCGCCAUUACGAGCAGUCUCUGCAAGUAACCCAUCAUAUGUGUGGACAAGCAUUUACGCUGCAAGAAAGCUUUUGCUUCUCGGGAUCAGACAGAAGAUUCAUUCUGGUUAUGAGAUCAAGGUGUGGGAGGACCAAUGGAUCCCAACGAUACCUGCUAGACCAGCUACACCUGUAGCACCUGUAAUGCAUCCGAAUAUGAGAGUUAGUGACCUCAUUAACCAAGAAUUGAAGGAAUGGGAUGUAGGGCUACUAGAGAAUUAUGUCCACCCCGAUGACAUACCACUCAUUCGUAGUAUGGCUAUAAGUUCUACCCAUCGCCGUGAUACCUUCUGCUGGAACUACACGAAGAAUGGCCAAUACACUGUUAAAUCUGGAUACUGGGUUGCUCGAAAUCUGAUGAAGCCAGAAGAGGAAAAGGAAAUACUGGAACCAAGUGGCAGUAACGAGGAAUCUCGCAAGGCGGAAUAUGAGAUGGAUCUUGGACAGCUUCAGAUCGCUUUAGUGGAUGUGGAUGGGUCUGGAUGGAUAGCGGGGAGAACACACAACUUAUGGGAACACGGAAUUUCAUUCGAUGUGAAUCAGCUUUGCAUUCGGAGGUAG